ACUGCAAUCGUUUCGACAUCACCAAAUAUUGUCUUUGGGGCCGAAAAAGAGGGCCCUGGACUAUAAAGGUAGAUUCAAGCCUCCAGUACCGUCAUAUACACUCCUGGGUUCGUUCGCCCUCUUCGACUCGAUGCGGUUUCUUAGGUCGUUGGUUUCUUUCGCCGGGUACACUCAUUAUCAUGGCCGUCUGUAUCCGGCGUCUCCCGGAACCUUUCCUAUUUGUUCCCGAUGUACUUCGCCUAUUCACUUCCGCUCUGUUUCUACAGAGUCUCUCGCAAAAGAACCACUAAAGAUCCUCUUCUGUGGGUCGGACCAUUUCAGCACAGUCUCACUCAAAGCCCUUCACAAUGAGCACCUUUCCAAUGGCGAUCUUAUCCGCUCAAUAGAUGUUCUUACUCUCGAAGACAAAAGAUCUGGUCGUGGCAUGAAGACUAUUAGAGAGGGUCCGUCAACUGAGUCCACUCGUUUAAGCGAUAGAGGUUGAUCAAUUCUUGCGGGGGUGAUAGUUCCGGUCAAAUCAUUGGCCAAGUCUCUUUCUCUCCCUCGUCAUGAGGUUUGCGAAUUUGGGAGUGAUUGGAAUGUAUUUCACCCCUACCGACUCCCGCCCUUGUCUCAUGGUUAUUUAGUGGGUGUGACCGCGAAGGCUCACUGUGAAAGAGCUCCCAUAUAAUAGCUUCGGCGAGAAUAUCAACAUGUUGAUCGCCGUCUCCUUUGGCCUCCUCAUUCCCGCUCGAUCAAUCGGUGACGCAAAGUACGGUGGACUAAACGUCCACCCUUCGCUACUGCCCAUGUAAGCCCACACCAGAAUUGACCAACUUGCCUGCAGUUUUUUCUUACGCAGGCUAUCUAGGUACCGCGGUGCGGCACCAAUUUAUCAUACUCUCCUCGACCAGCAGCCCAUAACCGGCGUUAGUGUCCAGACUCUACACCCAACGAAAUUCGAUGACGGAGAAAUCCUUCUACAGACCAAUCCGCCAAUCAGCAUUCCUCCUAAAACUCGGUACCGGACCCUCCACGACACACUUGCCGUGCAUGGAGCGGAACUGCUUCUGGAAACGCUCCGCCGGGGAUUAUUUGUCCCCCCACUCAACCCGGUAAAGAACGAUUACAAACCUUCACUUGCACCCAAAAUAGACCCAGAGAUCCACGCAAGGAUCAACUGGAUAUCACAGGAUGCAGAAGAAAUAGAGAGGCACUGCGGCACGCUCAAUACAGUGUGGUGUAAACUUUCUUCCGUCGAAAACCCAGAAUUGGAACGAAGGAAGCGUGCCAUAUUAUCUGGCGUGAGCGCUUUUGAGCGUCCAGAGCGAGCGCCGGAGGAAACAGAGAUCAAGCCGGGCACUUUCCGACACCUGACAGUGAUAAAUGACGGGCGUUCGUACGAAACCAUGAUUGUGAAAUGCAGAAAGGGGGGGGGAUGGAUUAGUGUUGAGGGAAUCAAAAUUGAGGGGAAGAGGCUUGUGAGUGCGGGAGAGUGGGCAAGAAGUAUUCUCGCGCAGGCAGGCAAAGGCGGUAAAAUAUUUGCUUGAGAUAGUCCGUGGGACUGGGCGAAUACUCUCCGGUGGGCGGAAAUUAGCCAACGUUUGUUGUAUGCUGUAACCCUCGCCUUGCACUUAGACUUGGUGGUUUAAAUUGGGAACUCCUGUCUGGUCUAUUGGGGUGGGCCUUUUUGUGAUUGCUAUUUUGUGGAGAAGCUUUUGAUCUUAAUAACUCAAUCGACAACACUUGAUUUGUGGACGCUUUAGUUUAUACCUCCUUCCCGGCAUUACAGCACUAAACCGGAGCCUAUAUCGAGUUUCACGGGGCCUAUCGAAUUACCCUUCAAUAAAAACAAAUCUCUUCGAUCAUUAAAUUCUCAAUGUGCCUAUAAACUAUUCCAGAGACUAUCAAUCCUACUAGGGAUUUCAAUUUCACGACAUGAUAGACGAGCGUGCCGAACCGUACAAGGCCGAACCUCUCAAAGAAACGACUUGAGGAGCCGUUUAUAUGCGUCCUUCCUAGACCCUAUUACGUAGUCUGGUUACCUACAAAAGUCAGUGGAGAUAUUCCUAAGAUUCCGUAUUGCGGUCGAGUAGGCCCUGAGACGACGGCCUGGUCGCCCGGGGUCGUAUUGCUUCUGUCCGGAUCUGGAGACAAGUUGGGAUAUAGCCAUGUCUUG
Tuber aestivum (summer truffle) is the source of this 2158-nucleotide messenger RNA. Lineage: Eukaryota; Fungi; Ascomycota; Pezizomycetes; Pezizales; Tuberaceae. The record is from the annotation of a GenBank genome assembly.